This is a messenger RNA of Symbiodinium natans, 1347 nucleotides long. The record is from the annotation of a GenBank genome assembly. NCBI's taxonomy places the organism in Eukaryota, Dinophyceae, Suessiales, Symbiodiniaceae.
AUGGCGCCGUUUCCAGCGCUGCACAAGCAGACGGGCGUCGUCCGCGCCAUCAAGACCAUGUCCAAGGGGCAGAUGAAGAAUCUGAGUCGCUUCCAACAAGAAGUGGCCAUCAUGAAGGUAAUGGACCACCCCAACAUCAUCAAGCUCUUCGAAACCUUCGAAGAUCGAAGGCAUAUCUACCUCGUCAUGGAGCUCUGCUCCGGUGGAGAGCUCUUCGAUCGUAUCAUCGAAGCCGGCCACUUCACGGAGUCGGAUGGCGCCAUUGUAGUGUCUCACAUCCUUCACGCCAUCUUCUACAUGCACAAGAUGGACGUCUGCCACAGGGACCUGAAGCCAGAGAACUUCCUGUUCCUGACCAAGGAUCCGAUCAGUACGAAUGUUCUCAAGCUGAUAGACUUUGGCCUCUCCAGCUAUGUCAACGAUGGGAAGGCCAUGUCUACGAAAGCAGGGACUCCAUAUUAUGUGGCGCCACAGGUUCUCCAGGGCAAGUACGACAAAGCCUGUGACUUGUGGAGUUGCGGAGUGAUCAUGUACACCAUGCUGUGUGGGUACCCUCCCUUCUAUGGAAAGACUGACCACGAGGUGCUUCACAAGGUAAAGGCCGGCAGCUACACCUUCGACCAGAAGGACUGGAAGAACAUCUCGGAGGAUGCUAAGGCGCUGAUCAGGAUGCUGAUAAAGUUUGACCCUGCUGAGCGAUACACAGCUGAGCAGGCACUGCAGCACGAGUGGAUCAGGUGCCGGGCACCGCGAUCAACCACGGUGUCGCUCCAGGCUGGCAUCGUGGAUAACCUUCGAGCAUUCCAGAAUCAGCACAAGAUGAAGAAGGCAGCGCUGCAAAUCAUCGCAGGGCAGCUCUGUGAGGAGAAGAUCAAGGCCUUGCGGGAGAUCUUCGUAGCCCUCGACACAAACGGUGAUGGAAGCCUGACGGCCGAAGAGCUCAGGGAUGGCAUGGCCAAGGCCAGUUUGGGCGACAUUCUGUCCAAUGUGGACCUUGACAGCCUCAUCGAAGGUGUGGAUGCAGAUGGCAGUGGCAUGAUUGAUUACACUGAGUUCCUGGCGGCUACGCUGGACCGGAAGUGCUACCUGCAAGAGGACGUCUGCUACAAUGCCUUCAGCGUCUUUGACCAAGAUGGAGAUGGCCAAAUCACUUUGGAGGAGCUGAAAACGAUCCUGGACAAUGGCAGCGUGGAUGAGGCCUUGCAAAGCAAAACCUCCGAGGACAUCCUCAAGGCUGUGGAUGCCAACGGCGACGGCUCUAUUGACUUCCAGGAGUUUAUGGACAUGAUGCGGGGUGACAAAGCGCCGGCUUUGGACAUCAAGGCGGUACCCACCCAGGCUCUCUGA